GUGCGCUGCGACAGCUGACAGGAGCUGCGCCAGGUCAUGUCCACCAAGAAACACUCGCCGCAAACCAAGCGGUCCGAGGCGCUCAGCGGGCGGCUGUCGAAGUCUGCCUCCGAGCUAUCAUGCGCGUCUCCCGCGCCGCGCACGCCGCCGCCACGCGCGCGCUCCGCUCACCACCAUGCGCCACUGUCCGUCGUACAUCGCACGCAGCACUUCUUCACCAACCUCAAGAGCCGAUGGCAGCGCAGCAGAAGCAGAGAGCGGUGUCCGGCCGGCACGGCGUUCUCGCUGGCGCCCGGGCCCGACAGCAGCGGCACCGAGUACGCUGGCGACGGCAGCUCGGAGCACAGCACGCCGGCCCACUCCCCCAGGAGAGGCAAGACUGGAGAGGCAAGACUGGUCAUGGUUAGAGUGCGACAGAGCUCUCUCUCGCUCACACAGCAGUACGCUGGCGACGGCAGCUCGGAGCACAGCACGCCGGCCCACUCCCCCAGGAGAGGCAAGACUGGUCAGUGGUAG
Leguminivora glycinivorella is the source of this 516-nucleotide messenger RNA. Its product is annotated as multiple C2 and transmembrane domain-containing protein-like. NCBI's taxonomy places the organism in Eukaryota, Metazoa, Arthropoda, Insecta, Lepidoptera, Tortricidae. The record is from RefSeq and is a predicted model, not a curated record. The coding region runs from base 37 to 516 and encodes 159 amino acids. The transcript is spliced from 4 exons.